AUGGAUGCGUACAACGGCAACAACACGGAUUCUUUCCGUGAUAAGAAAGGGAGCACGAUCCAAAUCAUUAUUGGUGUGACGUUUUCUUUACUUAUGAUCAUCGGACUGUUCAUCAAUACGACGACGUUAUACACGUUCAAAUUAAACACUCGACUACAAACCCCCACGAACAUUCUUAUUAUUGGUUGUGUGAUAUGUGAUUUCUUUAUGAUUCUAUUCGGCUUUCCCUUUGUCAUCGCUUCCAGUUUCUAUGGCGACUGGAUAUUCGGAAGCGCUUGGUGCGAGGGGUACGGAUUUAUCGUAACCCUUCUCGGUGUCACGAACAUUUGCAUCCUAUCAGCCAUCGCUGUUGACCGCUACAUCGUUGUGCUUAAUCUACGGUUCGCUAGGCGGAUCACAACGUUUAAAGCCGUCAUGACGAUACUGUCGUGUUUCGGUUACGGCCUCCUUUGGGCGACCUUUCCUCUGAUUGGCUGGGGUGGGUUUGUCGUGGAGCGUAACCGCCUGGCCUGUGGUCCAGACUGGGGUAACACUCACCAGUCAGCUAGAUCUUACAAUGUUACAAUCAUGGUGCUAGUUUUCGGGUUGCCACUUGCAAUCAUGAGCUACUGCUACAUGAAGAUAUUCAUCAAAGUGCGCUGCCUUAAGGUCCGCAACCAUCGGGUAACCUCGUUAGCAAGCAUCGAUGCAUCCAGGAAAAUGGAGCAGGAAGUUGCCAUCUCUGUCUUUUUCGUCUUGGUGGGCUUCGUGUUGGCCUGGAUGCCAUACGCCAUUUUGUCCAUGUGGGCGAUGAACAAUGAUAUAAAGCGGAUGUCAGAGAAUGUGGCCAUCAUUGCGCCUCUCCUCGCCAAAUCGGCAUGCGUGUGGAACCCGCUCAUUUACAUCGGCAAGAACACUGCAUUCCGGAAGGCGUUCUUAGACAUGCUCAAGAAGAAGGAGCCUCAAAUCUCCAUCAGUGGACCCUCAACCUCAGAAAGAAAGACGGAACAUGUCACUAAAGAAAACGAGGCUAUUCCGAAGAAGAUACUCGUCAAGGAUAGUUCUGUUUAACAACUACAUGUAUGUAUGCGUCUGGGAGUGUUACUUAACACCCAAGAGUUUUACAGAACAAGCGAGAGUGUUGCUUAAAAAUAAGAGGUUUACUCAGCAAUCGACAAGUUUACUUAAAACAACCGGAUAUUUAACUUAACAAUCGACAGUUGUACACAGCAUCCCAGAGUGUGACUAAACAUCAGAGAGGUUAACUUAACAACCGACAGUGUAACUUAACAACCUAAAUUAUUUACCUAAAAUCCGAGAGUUUUUACUUUACAUCCGAGAUGUUUAUCUUAACAAGCGACAUAAUUUACUUUUCACCCGAGAGCUUAGCUAAACAUACGAUAGAUCUUACUUAACAUUCGAGAUUUCAUCUAAGCAUCCGAGAAUGUUUACUUAAUAUCCGAGAGUUUUACUUAACAUGUGAGAGUUUUACUUAACAUGCGAGAGUUAUACUUAACAUGCGAGAGUUAUACUUAACAUGCGAGAGUUUUACUUAACACGCGAGAGUUUUACUUAACACGCGAGAGUUAUACUUUACAUGCGAGAGUUAUACUUUACAUGCGAGAGUUUUACUUUACAUUGGAGAGUUUUUACUUGAACAUCCGACAGAUUUACUUAACAUCCGAGCGUUUAACCAUAACAACGGACAAGUUUACAUUUCAUUUGAGAAUUUUACUUAAACUAACAUAAUAAGGUAAUAAGUCUUUGGACGAUCUAACCGACAUACUCUUACACUGUUUAUCCGUGAUAUUUUUUAAACAUUGUUGAUAAAGGAAUAUGUAUUGUAUAUUGUUUAGUAUUUUGUCAACAUUAAUGUACAAUACAAACGGUAUCUAUGACAAAGUGGAACACCUUCCAGCCUGUGAUUAUUUCGUUGUUAUUUCGUUAGUUUAAUUUGUUCAAGAGUUUUUGCAAAAACAACAACAACAACACCUGUUCAGGUGCAUUGAAUUUAAGAACAGUACAGAGCUGUACAGUACAGAACAGUACAGUACACUACAGUACAGUACACAACAGUAAAGUACAGUACACUACACUAUAGUACAGUACAGUACAGUACAGUACAUUGCAGUACAGUACAGUUCACCACACAACAGUACAGUGCACUACAGUACAGUGCACUACAGUACAGUACAGCUCACUUACGUACAGUACAGUACACUUCAGUAC
Molecule: messenger RNA, 2208 nt
Organism: Mya arenaria
Lineage: Eukaryota; Metazoa; Mollusca; Bivalvia; Myida; Myidae
Product: visual pigment-like receptor peropsin
Exons: 3
Coding region: 1-1050 (349 amino acids)
Biological process (GO): G protein-coupled receptor signaling pathway
Cellular component (GO): membrane
Molecular function (GO): G protein-coupled receptor activity
Source: RefSeq, a predicted model, not a curated record